GUAGCAGCCUGUUCAGUCAAAUACGUUAACACCAGGAUACAUUAAAUUUUUAAUUGCAUAGCUGCUAGUUUAUUCGCUACUUAAUUAAAUAAAAAAAGAAUCAUAAGGAAGAGAGUUAGCGUUAAGGUGCUGCAGCAGAUCAAUAAUAACUUGCUUUAACUCAUCGAAAUCGAAGUAACUGACUGGUGAAUCAUUCAUAAUUUACUUUUAGUAAUUAGUACCGGUAACUUAAUAAAGAAUAAAGACUAAAUAAAGUAAAGACAAAUAAUAUAGCUAUAUUGCUAGUUAUUAAAAUCAUUCACUCAUAACAAUUACAAGUUCAAGUCCUUUGCAAUUUUAUUUGCUCUAUUAGCAGAGGUGCCCGGGGACAAGAUUCAUUUUAAAGCCCCCCUUUUCUUUUUUUCAACUCUCAAACCCCUUAUUUUUACCAAUAAUUUAAUAUCAAAGCACAUUUUGGCGCCCCUAACUAGAUUGCGCCCAGGGACAUCUGUCCCUCCCCCCUCGCUACGCCUCUGUCUAUUAGUCUAUUUACUAUUAGGCCUACCAGUCUGUCUGAAUCUCCUUGGCCUUGAUUGCAUCUAUCACAGUUUAAAUACAGUACAUGACAUGUCAUGGUUAAUGAAUGAUUGGUGGUGUCUGGGUAAAUUGGUAAAUGUGUACUAAGUUUGGUCUAGAUCAGGGGUCUCAAACUCGUGGCCCACAAGACAAUAUUUUGCGGCCAGCUACAUGACAGCAAAGUUUAGUGUUAAUGUGGCCCGUACGUUUUCCCCAUUCUCAUAUCUAUAAUGUGACCAUCCAUGACAGUUUCAGUCGAAUCUCACCAACUAGUCUAAUUCUGAUUUUUAUUAUAUUUGUAUAGAUUUGGACAUUGAUUGUAAUGGUAAAAACAGUUUUAAAGCCAGACUAAAAGUUUUUAUUUCAUAGCAUUUUAUUAGACAAACAUGGCCAAAGUGCGGAUUUGAGACAAUUUUAAAAAUUCAGUUAGUGGAUAAUGUACAACUAUAAUUGUGUAAAUCAUAGCAAUCUCACACAGUAUCAAAGAAUACCUAUGAAAAUUGCCGCUAGUGUUUACGAGCGAGGGAAAUUCCGAGCCUGUCAGCUUGGUCACUUUCAAAACGGGAUUAGUCAAAAAGGCCUUUUCUUCGAUAAAAAAAUAAAAAUUAAUUCUCCCAGCAAUAGCUUCUUCCUUUGUAUCAAUAAUUCAUAAAUAUGGCUUGUGCUUGCCUACUGUUUAGCAUUUAAAGCCUUCAUGGAGAAACAAGGGGUGGUUGUUCCUUUACUAAUUGAUCUCAAAUGGCUCAUGGACUUGGCUUUUCUUGUUGACAUUACAUAGGAGUUGAAAGUACUCAACAAGAAGGUACAAGACCAGGGGUAGCUUGUCAGUGUUACCUAUGACAAUGUCAGGGCAUUCUGCACAAAACUUGUGUUAUGAUUCUUAGAGAAACCUCUGUCAUUUGCCAACAUGCAAAGUACUCAUGGAUACGGGCACACCCGUCAGUAGUAAGUAUACUGAUGCCAUUGCAAAGCUGCAGGAAGAAUUUGAUCACAUGUUUUUAGACUUUAAAACAGAUGGAGCCACUUUUCAACUUUUUGCUGACCAUUUCUCCUUUAAUUUGGAAGAUGCAUCCCCACCCCCCUACUUGCACUUCAAAUGGACCUAAUUGAUCUCCAGUGCAAUUCUAAGUUCAGGGAGAUGAAUGGAAAAACAGACAAUCAUGGAUAAUUUAUGAGAGCAGUGCCCUCCACGUUCCCUGAGAUUUCCCGGUUGUUCAAGCGGAUCAUGUGCCUUUUUUGGAAUACCUAUCUGUGUGAAAAGCUCUUUUCCACUAUUAACAACUAUUUGCAACUAUUAACAAGUCAAAGUUCAGGACCAAACUUACUGAUGAGCAUCUUCCAGCUAUACUGAGGGUCUCAGUUGCUUCCUCACUCAAACUAAAUGUUGCUCAGCUGUGUAAGAAGAAGCGCUGCCAGAUCUCUGGCAACAAGGAGUAGGAGGAAGAAAGUGAAGACAAGUUCUUGAGAACCCAUUGUUUUUAUUUUUUAUUAAUAAAGGUUCAGCAGAUUUUAACAGUUGUGCGUUAUUGAAUUUGUAAUCGCGUUUUUUGUGUGGAAUACUUGAUGCGGCCCAGUCUCACUCAGACUCUACCUCCUGUGGCCCCCCGGAUGAUUGAGUUUGAGAGACCUGGUCUAGAUCCAUCCAUUCAUGCAGGAGUAUUUGUUGAUAAUUUAAUUUAUAUAACUCAUAUAGGAAAAAAUGAAAUUUUGUGCUCUUGCCCCAAAUGGAAUAUUUUAUAAAGUUGAAAACAUCCCCCUCCCUCCAUUUUAUUCUAGAUAAUGAUGGAGAUAUGUGCCAAUUUUGGUCAAAAUCCAUCAAUCCCUGUAGACAAAAAAAAAAAAAAAAUUUUCAGUUUUGUAUAAAUUUGAUUUAAAGUUAAAAAAACCAAAAUAAGGAAAAUAUGCAAAUAAUUUUUGUUACACUUACAAACAACAUUUUGGUACCGGUAUAAAAUAAAAAAUUAAAUUUUGGUCAAAAUCCAUCAAUCCCUGUAGACAAAAAAAAAAAAAAAAAAUUUUCAGUUUUGUAUAAAUUUGAUUUAAAGUUAAAGAAACCAAGAUAAGGAAAAUAUGCAAAUAAUUUUUGUUACACUUACAAACAACAUUUUGGUACCGGUAUAAAAUAAAAGAUUGGCUUAUGUCGUCCUCACAUUGUUUUAUAUAGACAAAAUCCAUUGCCUUUUAAAAAUUGAAUCAAGCCAUGGGCAUGACAUUUGAUGAAUUAUGAUGUAACUUUUUGCUGAUAUAAAUGUAAUUUUUUUUAAUUUCAUUUUUCCACCAGACAUCACUGCUGAUUUGAAAAUUUAUUUCUUUUUAACAGGUUAAGCAUGAUGAUUAACAGAAGUAAAAGACAGUCACAACAGAUUCAAACAACAGUAAAAAUGAAGUUAGCUGUGUUAGAGAAACAAAAGCAAGACAUUCUAGAUAUUAUAGAUGACUAUGCUGGUGAGGUGAGAAUUUAGAUAAUCAAUUUUUAAAAUGUAUUUUACAUAUAAUGUUAUAUAAUGUGAGAUCCAGGCUUUGGGAUAACACUGAUAAGUAACAAUAUUUGUAAUCGAAUUCAGAACCUUUUAUUAACCUUCUAAACAUAAUUUGAUCAGUUAAAAUAUUUAAUGAUGUUUAGAAUGCUAAUAAAAGCCUCUGAGUUUGAUUUGACAUUUGAUGUUCUAAGUCCCAUAAUAUUGCAUUAUUGCAAAUCUUGACCAGAAUUUCUAUGUAUAAUACAUUGUAUUACUGAAAUGUGUUGGGUCUGGAACACUUGCAGCUUCUUAUCUUUGUAAACUCUGAUUUGCUUCACUGAUUUCCAUGUCUGACCCCUAAGUACUGUUACAUCCACUUUAAUAAAUUUAAAUAUUUUAAUUUAUGUAGCCCCUACACAGUUUAGCCCCACCCCCACCCCCCAUAUUUGUGUUCUAUUGAUAUUUGUGCUUCAAGGGGGUUAACUACCUUCAUUUUCAUUUUCUAAAUUAUUAACAUUUUAACAUGUUUAAAGUUUUUAUGUUAUCCAUAUGGGCUUAGAUCAGCAAAAUAUGAUGGACAAAUUUAAUUAUUUUCAAAAAUAUUUUACCCCAGCAGAGCAAAAUGGGGGUCGAGAUGGUAAAAUCAUUGGAAUCAUUAGAAGUGUUUUAAAUAAAGCCACAGCAGGCGCAGGUCUCAAAUUUUUGCUAUUAAUUAGCCAUAAGCCUACUAAACGUAAUAACAUUGAGAAUUUGGGUAAAAAGAUAGCAGACUUUUUAUAAUUUUAUGUCCUUUUGGUGCUUUUUUUCCUUCUUUGGUCGCACAUCUUUUUCUUUAAAAAUACCACUUUCAGUAAAAAUAUAUAUUUUUCAUGAUAUUUUUUAAGCUAACCUCCUCUGUCACUGUAGUCUUAAACAGUAUUUAAACAAGUAUACACAAUUUUAAAACAAUUGAACUGGUAGAUGUAUGGAAAAUGAAUAAUAACAUUCAGUAUCCUUUAAAAAAAUUAUUUUGAAAAAAAUUGAAAUUAAACUCUUUUUUUGAAGAAAAGAAAAACUUGUUCAUCAUACAAUUUUUUUUCAAUGUACUAUAAUAAAUUAAAAGAAACAGAUAAAAAAUGUUACCACAUGUCAACAAAAGUAAACGAGUUAUGUUUUUUCUUCAUGUUUUAAUUGUGGUUUGCUGCGGAAAUCUGGGAAUGGUCUAGGUGUGCCGUGAGUUUAAAAGUUUGCUGAGCACUGGUUUAAGAAAUACUGAAAUAUGUUGGUUAGAGGGAUUUGUUCUAAAAAGUCAUUAGUGUAAUACUGUACACCUAAUGCUCUAAUUUUGCAACUUUGUUUUAAACUUGAAAGGUGGUCAAGGCUGCAGAAAAUCUUCUGAACAGUCAGCCUGUCCCUGGACAAAGCCUUGCAGUAUACAGUACAGUCUUACAGAAACUAGAUAAGACAUCAGAACUGUUUACAAAGAUUGCAAUAAACAUGGAUUCCAUUUUAUGUAAGUUGUAAUGUAAAACUUUGUUUGUUCUUAGCUUUUGAUAAGUAAUUUAGUUGCAAUUUUAUGAAUAUUUUACACUUAUUUUCCAAUCUGUUUUGAUAUCUUGUUAAAUGUAUACCAUGGCCAGACUAGGAAGUGACUCUUGGUAUUUUGUUGAUUGUAAUUACUUGAAAUUGAUAGGGCAAGAGUUUCAGAAUAUUCUAGAUAAAAAUUCUGCACCAUGUGCAUACUGAAGUAAGUUUAAAUUACAGGCAAAUCUGGUCAAAUGUUUGAUUUUUUUUGUGUAGAUCUCUUCAAAUAGUUGUUAUUCUUCAAUGCUUUUAUGCCUAUUAGUAAAAUUUUCAUAGGAAUCUAAAAUUUAAUCCUUAUUCUUAGAAUUAGACAGAAAUAUUUUAAUUUGAAAAACAUUUGUUAAGAGUUUCAUAAGGUACUCAAAGUUCAAAACUAGGGAAGUAAUUGCCUUUAGAGUAAUUGACAAAUAGGUAAUUUAAUCUUUUCCAUAUAUUGUUAACUUUUUCAAACUAACUUGUGAGUCUUUAAUUGCCAUUAGAAAAAAACAACGACUUUAAAAUGUAGCAAUUCAUUCAGAUGAUAGUGAAUGCAAAUUAUUAUAGUGUAUGAUAAGAUAUUUAAAAAGUCAACUAAAUUGUGUUUUUGUUAGCAAUGUUGCAUAUGCCACAUAAUAUAUUUAAAAUUCUGUGCUAAUGACUUUGACAUAAGUUAUACUUCUUUUAUUUCUAAAUAAGUGCCAUAAUCUUUUUAUUUUAAAACUUAAUAUAAUUUUACUAUGUUGAUUUUCCAGAUGACCAAAGACAAUUUGAAUCAUCUGAAAGUAAAGAACAAAACGUUCAGCCAAGCUCUAAUAACCCAAGUCUUGAUAAGAAAUUUAAAACUUUAGCUACAGAUGAGGACGUAAUAUUUUCCAAAAUUGAUACAGGGAAUAGAGAAUCUUCUGAAAAAUUGUUUCUUAGCAAGCCAUUUUUAUUAGAUCCUUCCCAGUCAUCAAAAAACUUGCCUCACCUAUCUGGAAAUCAGGAAAUGAAUCUAGGUUCUGUUUUUGAAUCAAAUAAAACAGAUGAAGACAUUGCAAAGUCAAAUGCAACUACAUUAGAACCCCAAUUGCAAGAGCUGACAAGGUCCUUCAGUUCAAGUACUCCCAUGUCUGAACUUCAAAAUGCUGUUACCACAGACAUUGGUGAUGAUCAUUCUCAGCUUCCCCAUGGAACAAAACCUCAUGCAGCCUUAAAAUAUUCAGCUCCUUCAUCACUAACCAUGUGCCUAAAAAAUGUUUCAUCAGAGGUGUCAGCACCACUUCAGAAAUCAAAUUCACAAGAUAUGUUGCCACCAUUGGCAACAAAUGACCUACCUUUUAAUGUUAAAGCCCCUCCAUGUACCAGGCAGUUUAGUC
Messenger RNA from Lymnaea stagnalis (great pond snail), 5914 nucleotides. The record is from the annotation of a GenBank genome assembly. Lineage: Eukaryota; Metazoa; Mollusca; Gastropoda; Lymnaeidae.